AUGGAUUGCUGCAAAAAGAAGCGAUGCAAAAAAGUGCCAAAAAGAAAAUCUGAUAAGAUCGAAAGAGUAAUUCAUUUGGAUCCGGAUGCGUUGAGAUGUGAGUUGAUCUGGUCUUACGCAUUUUGUGAAUUUGAUUUUUCAGACUUGAGAUAUCAAAUCGGUGGCAAAUACAAGACUGAACGGCAUCUGUUUCUGAAAAAGGAUUCGUCGAAGGAAAAUUCGCUGAUUGUCUCCAAUAUUCCCGCGUUCGUCGGAGAGGUUAGACACUUCUUCACUGUUUUCAAUAUGAUUCUAUCAAAACUUUCAGGAGGUUGUUCUGGCGAUAAUCAAUCAAUUCGCUCCGUUUGAAGUUGAAGAAUCGUUCGUCCAAAGAAGCAGUGCGGCGGACAGCUCGUUCUCGCAGGGACAAUUGACGAUGUCGAUCACUUACGAAAAGCCAGAAGCCAUUAUUCAGGUUCUGGCACUCUGUCAAGAUGUCGGUCCGUUCACUGUCACCGAUUUUCUCGAAGAUCCCGAAUUCCCGUCCGUUCUGAAGGACUCCAUAAGCCUAUAUAAGAAGCUAUUUCCGUCAGAAGAGCAAAUUCAAGAAAUGGCCGAGGCGUACGUUGAACGGUACGAUGUGGAGCAGGCGGAAGCGAGAAGAGAGGCGAAGAGGAAGUACACGGAGCCGGACGAAGACGGAUGGAUCACGGUGACGAAGAGCAGCAAGAAGAUGGCGAAGUCGGUGAAGCUGAAAAAGGAGGAAGUGCCGUUGAUGGGUGGACUCAACAACAAAAAGAAGAAGGUCGAUCUCGCCUAUUACACCUUCCAAAUCAAGAAGAAUCGCCAAGAAAGUGAGUUGUUUAUGAAACUCGCGCAAUUAUUGCGGUGUUUGUUUCAGAGGCUCAAGAGCUGCUCAAAAAGUUCGAAGAAGAUCGGAAACGUAUCGCUCAGCUCAAACAGGCUCGCAACUUCCGGCCGAUGUAA
Molecule: messenger RNA, 966 nt
Organism: Caenorhabditis sp. 36 PRJEB53466
Lineage: Eukaryota; Metazoa; Nematoda; Chromadorea; Rhabditida; Rhabditidae
Source: the annotation of a GenBank genome assembly